CGAGAAAAAGCGGAAUUGGCCGUUGCAGAUAUAAAUUCAAUUUGUUCGCGUUGGAUAUUAUUCAAUACAAUGAUGUUAGCUUUUGUGUUUUUAUCAGAGGUUCUGUAUUUCAUCUGUUUCACACUGGCGAAAGACUGUAGGAUCUAUUAGAAGUGCCGGAUCAUUUUGUGCAGUUAAUAAACCAUCCAUGUGUCCAAGAUGUGGCUUUAUAUAUAAGAGUGGAAAUAAUAAAUUAACAGCAGCAGUAUUCGUGGAGGAGCAUGUUGUGAUGCUAAUUGGUAACAGUGUUUUCAGCUAUCAUCCAAAGCAAAAGUCCUGGAUUCUUGCAGAAGGUAUAAAGCUUGAUGUAGAUGGGAUUUCAAGCUAUCAAUGCUGUAUCAGUCAAGAACCUUUUUGUAAGGCUGUGAGCUCUGUAGUUAUUGCAUAUCGUGCAAAUAUUGUGAUGCCUGAAAUUACAAUUUUCUUGUCUAACGACGGUGGCUAUCAUUUUAAGGAAAUGAGGCCAAUAAUGCAAGCUGAGGGAAUAUUUCAAGGUGCAAUUAUCCAACCAUCAGUAUCAACAUUAUCGUUGUUGAUAAAAGUUGAUAAGAAGUUUCAUUUCAGGCAUUUUUCAGUCUAUGGUAACCUCACUUCAAGUGAUUUUGUUUUGAACUUUGAUGAUUCUGAGGCUACAAUUAUACAACCACCUGGAUUGAAAGGACAUGUUGUUAUCUGGAGUCAACAUUCACUACUUUUUUCUCCUAAUCAUGGCCAGAAUGUAUAUCCAAUCAUGGUUGAUGGCACCACUGGUCGUUUGAACCCUUUGCUGAAUAAACACCAAAAUAUUCAUCAAGUUGUCAUCAAUUAUGAGAGUGAAAUUGCAAUAUUGACCUCUGAUGGAGAAAUUUACUUUGGAAUACUCAAUAUGGAUGCACUGAUUGUGAAAGCUAUUAGCAACAUGCCAGAGGCUCUGGAAGAAUGUAUGGUAAGUACUAGUAAGUCAGUGUUAAUCCUGAUGUUUGUGUUGGGAAUUGAGCAUAAUUGA
Molecule: messenger RNA, 1024 nt
Organism: Chiloscyllium plagiosum (whitespotted bambooshark)
Lineage: Eukaryota; Metazoa; Chordata; Chondrichthyes; Orectolobiformes; Hemiscylliidae
Source: RefSeq, a predicted model, not a curated record